Scutellospora calospora is the source of this 127-nucleotide messenger RNA. The record is from the annotation of a GenBank genome assembly. NCBI's taxonomy places the organism in Eukaryota, Fungi, Glomeromycota, Glomeromycetes, Diversisporales, Gigasporaceae.
AUGGAAGAAAGAUGUGACAUUCCUAGUUCAAGUUCAUCUGUAAAUCAUAAUGGAGUUCCUAAACCAAACAUAGAAAAUUUAAAAUUUGUCCAUAAUAAUCAAGUUGAAGAGUUUAUAAAAGUUUUUA